This is a messenger RNA of Penicillium pulvis, 1341 nucleotides long. RefSeq names its product trypacidin cluster transcriptional coactivator tpcD (gene tpcD). The coding region runs from base 1 to 1341 and encodes 446 amino acids. The transcript is spliced from 2 exons. Lineage: Eukaryota; Fungi; Ascomycota; Eurotiomycetes; Eurotiales; Aspergillaceae. Gene Ontology annotation, molecular function: methyltransferase activity. The record is from RefSeq and is a predicted model, not a curated record.
AUGAACAGUAUCACCCAGCUGGAGAUCUAUGCCAAUGAGCUUGCUUGUGCAGCCCAGAGUAUUGUCACGUAUUGCCAGAAUGCAGACAUCGCGUCUUCCGGACCACAAUUGAGCAUCUCCGAAGACGCCCCGGAACAGUUUCACCAGGACCGGCGCAAAAUUUUAGCCAACGUGGCCAAGAUACAAGUGCUACUUGAAGAUUCAGAGGACUUUGUGCAGAAAAUGGCCAAGGAGAUCCAGAUGCUGGCCAGCGUCCAAUGGCUGAGCAGCCUCCAGGUUCUAAUUUGUCUGCCUCUCGGGGUCAACCUCGCCAUCAAGAAUCUAGCUCAAUUAGCUGGCGUCCAAGAGACAGCGCUCGCCCGUGUGGUGCGUAUGACAGCAUCGCGAGGUUUCCUGCAGGAGCCACAACCGGGACAAAUUAUGCAUACCCCCCUGUCGAGUCGGUUUGUCUCCCAUCGCCGGUUUAGGGAUGCUACUAUGUUCCUCGCCGAGUGCUGCACGCCUAGUGCCUUGCACAUGAAGCCCGCGGUACAGCACCCCACAACGGGGGACGUUCCAUUCGAGAGUGGAUACAGCCUGGCCUUUUCCACCUCUGUCCCUUUCAUCAAAGCCUGCAGCAUGGCCCCCAAGCUGCAACGUCAGUGGUCUGCCUUCCUACAGUACACGGGGCAUUUCGACAACCGAUUUACUGAGGUUCUGACUCGCCUGGACUGGGCCAAUUUAGGCGACUCCUGCAUCGUCGAGACCGGAGCCCAAUCCACUGAAACCGCCCGUGCCCUAUCAGAGCUAUACCCCGCCCUGCAGAUCCUAGUACAAACUGACGCAAGCAAUUCGGAGUUAGGCAGGCCCCUAGCGCCACAUGGGGAGAUAUCGUCAUUGGAAGCCUACAAUCCCCGAAUAAAUGUGCAGACACGAGCUCUUGGCACACCUCAAACAGUCGUUGACGCAGCAGCCUACAUCCUGCAUCUCCCUUUUUCCGCCUGUGUGUCUUCAAGGCCAAUCGUUCUGAUGGAUCUACAGGCUUACUGUGCCAUCCUCUCCACCAACCGCCGCGCCUUGCUGAUCGUCACGGCCCGCAUGCUGCCCCCACCGGGCACGGUGGAUCGGGAGAUCGAGACCCUGGCGCGCAUGCGCGAUCUGACCCUGUUUCAGUUGGGGGCCGACCGCGAUCCCGAAGUCGCCGAAGUAGUGGAUUUGGUGGGCUCGGUUGGUGAUUCCCAAGGCCGACUGGUGGUUGUGGAACAAUUGCAAGCACGCAAUCAUCUCACUGUGGCGCUUGCUAUAAAGUACCAGGGCUGGCUUGACCUAGAUGCAGCCCUGCUGGAGUCUGGCUUAUCGUAG